Messenger RNA from Carcharodon carcharias (great white shark), 4206 nucleotides. It is a transcript of the gene lasp1, whose product is annotated as LIM and SH3 protein 1. Bases 207 to 968 code for a protein of 253 amino acids. Gene Ontology annotation, cellular component: focal adhesion. The record is from RefSeq and is a predicted model, not a curated record. The transcript is spliced from 7 exons. Gene Ontology annotation, molecular function: actin filament binding. NCBI's taxonomy places the organism in Eukaryota, Metazoa, Chordata, Chondrichthyes, Lamniformes, Lamnidae.
ACAACCAACCCAACCCCUUGUUAGACGUGUAAUUUCCUCCGAGAGCACUCUCAGGGGCCCCUCCUGUUUAUUCCCUGGUCAGAUCGGGGGGAGAGAGAAGAGCUUCUAACAGAAGCUGAAAGAAGGGUGGAACAUAGUCCAAGGAGAUUGUAGAGAGCGAUUAGAGACCGAAAGAUAACGACAGCGAAGAAAAAACAGCUUUCAAAAUGAAUCCAUCUUGCGCCAGAUGUAAAAAAAUUGUCUACCCGACUGAAAAAGUCAGCUGCCUGGACAAGUUCUGGCAUAAAGCAUGUUUCCAGUGUGAAGUCUGCAAAAUGACUUUAAACAUGAAGAAUUACAAAGGUUACGAUAAGACGCCUUACUGCAAUGCGCACUACCCAAAAUCAUCAUUCACUGCUGUGGCAGAUACCCCAGAAAACCUGCGCCUGAAGAAACAGAGCAAGCUGCAAAGUCAAGUGCAAUACAAAGAAGAUUUUGAAAAGAACAAAGGGAAAGGAUUUAGUGCCGUGGCCAACACUCCUGAACUCGAACGGAUCAAGAAGAAUCAGGAACUGGUCAGCAAUAUAAAAUAUCAUGAAGAAUUUGAGAAAAGCAAAGGCACUUCUGCUGCAGCUGGUGAACGAAGGAACUCGAAUGAUAUUCCACAACACAAUGUCCAGCCUGAGAUGCAUCGAGGUGAGCUGCCAAGCACACACGAUCGCAAACUAAAGACGGGCUACCAGCAACAUCAGGAACCCCAAUCCCAAGACUACACUCCGCCCGCUGCACCAUGUGCCCCACCUUCCUCAACAGGGAAGCGAUAUAGAGCUGUGUACGACUAUGCAGCAGCUGACGACGAUGAGAUCUCAUUCUUAGAUGGCGACUUAAUUGUUGAUGUACAACAGAUUGACGAGGGAUGGAUGUAUGGCACCGUGGAGAGAACAGGCGACACUGGCAUGCUGCCAGCUAACUACGUAGAAGCGGUGUAAUGGAGCCCAGAUCUACGCCUGCUUAUGCUUUGGUUAUAUAUAUUAUAAAUAAAUUACGUAUGGAUCCCAACAGUAAUUUGACAAAAAUAUUAAGUAAAAACAAUAAUGUAUUAAAUUGUGGUUCCGAUUACAUAACAUAGCUAUUUCCAUUUCUCUGAUCUUAGUAUUAUUGGAAUACAGUCAAAAUUUUCUUUGGCUUAACUAUCCUGAAGAGGGAAAGCUAGUCAGCUGUUGAAGCUUUUCACUGCUCUGCAUUGUCCAACUCCCUUUUUUUUAAAUAAUCUGACUCUUUGCAGAUCCUUAAUUUGAAAUUCUUGGUUCUGGAUUACCGUACUUGAUGAUUGAUUUGGAUAAUCUCAAAUUAAGCCUCUUUUAGUCACAACUAUCCUAGUUACACUGAAGCAUGGUUCUUUUUGCUUGUAAAUUGCUGAAAUAACUCGAGGUAGAGCAGGACCAAAAUACAGGAUUGUUCGCUCGGCUGGAGGGAGAGUUUGAAUAAAGUUUGUCAAAAAUCUUGUUUGAUUCUUCAACUCUAACCGAGAGCGAGAGACACAGACACGCACCACAUGGAGAGACACAGAUGCACAUAACACACAGAGACACAGACACAAUACACACACAGACAACACAGAAAAACACACAACUCAGAGGGACACAGACUCACAGGUGUGCAUAGAGAGAGAGAAUCACAGACACACAGAUAACAGGAAGACUGGAUUUCCAGUGUUCUAAAUGCUAUUUUUUUUUUUUUACCUCAUUCUUAAUGUGUUAACCUAGUGAGUGAGUGCAGGAACAUUAUUUGACUGUGUGCGAAUUAUCACAGCCAAAUUGUUCAAUGGAACUUGUCCACAAUUCUUGUAAAACCAGAAAUCUCAAUGUAUUGUCCCCUACAGAUAGUGGACCCUUUUGGCUCUUGCAAUUUUUAGAAGAAGUGAAGCAAGCAGGUUGGAACAAAAAGCCUCCAUAACUGUCCUUUUCCUCAAAAAUGGCAGUGGAUAUUAUGGACUGGGUGGGUGACUGACAUCAGAAGUUCAAUUGCUCCAUGGAAUUGGAGAAGUGGAUGAAACCUGCUGCCAAUCUUUCCCCCCCCCCCCCCACCUCUCUUCCCCUGCAACCCCCCCCCAAUCCUAAACCCGACUGUAUGAAAAAUCAGUCUUUGUUACACUCAACUGGUGUAACAUUUUGCAAUUACAAGAUUGGUGUUCCAAUAAAACCUGAAAGAUAUUUGUCCCAUUCAAUAUGUUUGCAAGAUCAGUGAUCCAACCUUCGGCUGUUCAUCCAACAUCUGCCACUCAUUUCAAAUCUAUGCUGGAGCUUCUCGUUAGUGACAUCUGCAAACUCGAUCUAAUUUGCUAUGUUUUUGUCCCAUUUUGAAAAUCAGAUUUUGAAGCAUUUUAUGCCAUUGAAAUGAAACUGUGAAAGGCUCAAGUUGGCUAAAAUAUGCAACUUGAAGAGAGAUGGAAAGAAAAUGCUUAGUCUAACAGGGAUUAAUGCAUGUUGCUUUUGAAUCAUUACUGUGUUAAUUUAUAAUACUUGGGGCUUUAGUGAGAUUGAAUCAGUUUGCUGUGGAAAAGGUUGCCUGAACAACAUUUUAUCAUUCCUAUCAAGUAAAGUUGUGCUGACAAUGGAGACCUGUCUCCAAGCAACUCCCUCCACCACCUGAGCAUUGAGCCAGUGGGAACUAGUCUGGGAUCUCUUUACACACACUCGCUGUAUCUCAUUCAGAGACAUGAAGAGAGCAGCAGCACCUAUCUUGCUGUGCCAAUGUAUAUGUCCAUUUAUGAACUCAGGUGCCAGAAGUGCACCAGCUGCCCUCAGUGGUACCACUAUUUCUUAAAAGGUGUCAACAAGUCAUUCAUUUGUAAGUUGGCUGUUUUGACUGGUAUUAUACAAAUUAGUUGAUCAAUUCCUACUUUUGGUCAUGAACAUGAUGUUGAUGGGUUGAUUAAAUCUCUCAGAAGAUUGUAUUGUAUCAUCCAAAGCUCUGUCUAACAGCUUUCUGCUGUUAUGUUCUAUAGCAAACUGCCCAGCAUCCUUAGAAAGCAUUGUAAAUCCUCUGAGCAUUUUGAGGUGGAAGCUGGGUUUAUUUUGACUGUUUACAGUGAAAUAAAUAUGAGACGGUUGUGCUCUACUGAAUAGAAUAUUGAUUAAAUGUUGGAACAGUCUUCAAUCAGGUGUCAGCCUUUAAUCUAGACCGUGCAUCACAAGUACAGAAAUAUUUUGUAGCAAUUGGAUAAUUGUGUGGAGGGGUGCUGCUCAUGUUUUUGGCUCUAAAAACAGCAAAAGCAAUGGAAUCCUUACGUGAAAUGGCCUACUCUUUACAUAACUGGUUAACUGAUAUGCUGGUAAAGUUCAGGCAGCUAAGCUAGCGGACCACUGAAGGUAUGUACAUAAACACAAAUGUGUAGACAUUCCGUGCCAAUAUUAAUGACUCUUACAACAUUCCAUGGAAUCAGUACAUUAACUGCUUAGUCUUAACAUGCUAUUUAAUUUGAAACUCGCAGCUGUUAUCGCUAAUGAAUUGGUAGAAAAAUUGUGUUUUUAUACACCAUGCUUAUCAUGUUCAGCUUAGAGCUUUUGCUAAAGAUGUUAUUGAGUUACCCAAGCACCCGCAAAGAGGAAGUAUCUGGAAUUAGCUUUGGUCUCUGGGUGGCUGGUUUAAAAUGAGGCUAAGUGCAAGGGGAGCAACUGUGUUUAAGCUACAGUUCCAUUGAUAUGUGUUGGUUUGUUGAACUUGAGGUGGGGGGGUGGGGGGGAUAAGGUUAAAGGUAUUUCACCGUGAAGUACUCUGGGUUAUCCCCAGCCACAGCAUAUGUCUCAGCAACCCCAUCCCUCACACAGUAGCUUACAAGAAGUGGGGUUCAUCAGCAAAGGGAAUGUCCUCCUCUAUUCAUCUUAAAUCAGCUGGGCUGAGAAAGUGCCAUUGAUUUGUGUGACAUUUUGCAAGACCAACUAUACAACGUGCAGAAUGUUUAAAAAGGAGUUGUUGCAAGAAUUUGAUGAUUGAUUGAUUGAUUAAUUAAUUAAUUGGAAAUUAAGAGGAUGGUUGGAAAUAAAUGGUGGUAUUAAAGAUAUAUAUAAGUAAUUGCAUAAAAUACUGGAUAUCUGUGAUUCAGAUGAAGCAUGUCUUGGCAUUUCUGAAUUCUUCAUUAUGAUGCUUGCAAUUUUUAGGAAAAAAUGUAUUUUUGGCAUGGUUCUUAUAUGACAGAUUGUCAAUAAACUAAAUGAUGGUAAAUAA